Endocarpon pusillum Z07020 is the source of this 2055-nucleotide messenger RNA. RefSeq lists its product as uncharacterized. The transcript has 5 exons. Lineage: Eukaryota; Fungi; Ascomycota; Eurotiomycetes; Verrucariales; Verrucariaceae. The record is from RefSeq and is a predicted model, not a curated record. The coding region runs from base 1 to 2055 and encodes 684 amino acids.
AUGCCAGCCCUUACUUCAACCUCCUCGCUGCUAAAUACCCUCGCUGGUCGCAGCGAUGUCAGUCCGGCCGCGAAUGCGACCAGUAAUGCUUUGCAAGUCGUAUGCGCCUGGCCAGUGUCAGGCCAAUAUGGAACCGGCUCCAGGGUUUUGUACUAUGUUCUCGUGUUAGCCUGUGUAUUGGCUCGAAAAGAAGAAUGGCUCAGGAACGCUUGCCUGGCAGCAGCGUUGCUCUUUCCCGCCGUCGCUGCCAUCCAUGGCAUCGUCCUCGCGGCAGUACAUGUCAAUGGUGCUGUCGAUAUGGAUAUCUACGGAGCCUUCCAACUAUGCACGAUAGGCAUCUUGGCCGCCCCGGUAACGGUCAGACGAUCUCGGACGUACUUCUACGACCCCGGUCGGAACGCCAUCUUCUUGUGGACCGGCGUUAUUCUUGCUGGGCUGCUGAGCUUGACUGUCGAAUUCUACCGGAUCACAACGUCUGAUUGCACGCAUGACGACUCUGGGCAACCGAUACCUCCCAAUGCAGCCGGGUUCCCUUAUGGCGACAAGCCCAGCUGUGGUCUCACCUGCUCUCUUGAGCAAGGUCCCCCCUCUCCUCUGCGAGGCGGCUCGGUGAACAGCAUAUAUGUCAUUCCCGCACCGGAUAAGCUCACCUUCGGCACCGGCACCCUCCUCGCAGCUGCAUGCUGCAUCCCCGCCAUCCUCUCGCUCAUAUCUAUGUGGGACAAGAUCCUCGAGAUCAACUGGAAAAAGAACCGCAUUGGUGGUGGACAUGCGGAUGAGCGGAAUGACGAGGUGAUCGAGGGAACCAACGGCGCCACCAUCGGGAAUAUGAAGAGGGUCAACAAGGUCAUCCGGCAUCUCCUGAGUGUCGUCGAGAUUCCUGUGUUAUAUGGUGCAGUACUCGCUAUCCUGAUCACCGGCGAGCGGAACUUCUUCAGCUCUCAGGUGCUGUAUCAGACUGAGCCAAUAGCCAGUAUUGGUCAAUGGGGGCCCCUUGUUGGCACUCUGCUCGCUGCCCUGGGAUCACUUUAUCUUCUCCUGGCUGCAGAUAUGGCAGCUGUCAAGCACGAAGCGAAAUCAAAUACUUCCAUGCAUCAUUGUAAUUGCUCGCAUCACCACCAUGGCGGCGAACGGCAUCCGAACUUGCCCGUCCAACGUGGAGUGGACGCUCGAAGCAUGGAUGGGGGCGUCAUCCGGGGUUCGCCGCAGGAUCCGACAGGGCUGCCAGCUAUGCAGGAACUCGGCAUUGGCCCAUUUACAGGGUCACCGCCCCCGAUCGCUACCCCAGAUGCUACUGACGUGCGCUCUAGCACUUCAAACGCGUCGACAGCUCCGGCUAGUGGGACCACGCCAGGACCAGUCCACCAAGCCAAACGAUCCUGGACAACCGAUAUGGGCAAGCGACGUAAAAUAACUAGGACAUUAACCGCCAUCGGCAGCUACCUUGGCACCCCAGCCCACGACUGGUACGAUGAUUCCGAGUUCAAGCGCGGUCCAGCUCUGGACUUCCCCGAGAUCCCAGGGGAGGAACAACGAAACAGGGAGUUGUCUCAGAUCAGGGAGCAGUGGAAUAUCACGCCGGCGCUUCGUGAACUGCGUUCGAGAGCGGGUAGCUUCCAUAGUAGGGCUGCCUCUGGUCUUGAUUUCGAAGGCAGCGUGUCGACGCCCAGAGCAGCAUCACCGUUUCUGUCGCCCACCAGGCCUGAAAGACUGCCUGUCAGCACGUUGUCGGCCGAACACUCUUCUUUCGAGCGACAGGACCCGGCUUCAUCUCCGUCUGCUGGUUUAAACGGAGGUAUGCUUCAGCCGCGGCAGGCCACGCUAGAGGUGCCGUCUCCAGUCCAUUUCAAUCCUACGCGGAACAAGUCUUCCGCUUCCUCUAUCUCCCCUAUUGUCAUCACACCCAGAGGCCGGAGUUUACCUACCAUCGUUACCUCUCCCGAUCCCUACACUUCCUCUCCUGUUCAGAUGCCAAUCUCCAACCUACCCUCGCCCUCAUCAUCCCCCGAGCCACUACCACCAUCGUCAACGACACCAUCGUCUUCCCCUUCAUAA